This is a messenger RNA of Belonocnema kinseyi, 5889 nucleotides long. RefSeq names its product RING finger protein 17 (gene qin). Gene Ontology annotation, molecular function: zinc ion binding. The transcript is spliced from 27 exons. The record is from RefSeq and is a predicted model, not a curated record. Bases 97 to 5373 code for a protein of 1758 amino acids. NCBI's taxonomy places the organism in Eukaryota, Metazoa, Arthropoda, Insecta, Hymenoptera, Cynipidae.
GUUUCGUGCGUAAUAUAGUGGCGUAGAUUCUAGAAUCAGUAAUCUUUCAAGAGUCCGUUUUCGUGGAUGAGUGUUUAUGAAAAAUAAAGCGACAAAAUGUUCGGGCGUCGUAACGAUAAAAACGACAGACAACACGUAUUUUCGUAUCCUACCAUAAAAGUGAAAAACGUUUCGUGCGUGCGGUGCAGGCACCAAUUUUUCAUCAAAGAUUUUAAUAGCUUGAAAAAAGAAUCGCACAUUCCAUUACUUUUGCCAUGUGGACAUGCACUGUGCGAAAGAUGUGCCCACUCAGGUCGCGGUCUAGACUGCAGCGUAUGUCGAAUGCCAGAAACAACACCUGAUAACAAUAAAGAAAAUGCAAGUCUUGCUGACGAAAAUGCGAUGCUUCCUGUACAUAUUUACGUACUCGGGUUGGUCGGCUUGUCCCAGAGUCGUCCAGUUUGUCCGGAUGAUCCUGAUCUGGAAUUUUACCAACCAAUUAAAUCGAAAAUUCGACAGUCGUUUGAUAAAGAGCGGUGUUCUGAAUGUUUGAAGAAGGCAGACUCAAGAUGCCUUGACUGUAACUGUUUGUUUUGCAACUUUUGUUAUUCCAAGCUUCACAAUAUGGCUUUACUCAACCACCGCAGAAUGAUGUUCCCGAAUUCUCAAAAUGGCAUUGAUCCUGCAUUAGAUACACAUUGUCCUGUACAUUCUAGCAACUCUAUUUGUUUUUAUUGUGGUCAGUGUGAUGUGACUGGUUGUAGUGAAUGUAUGAUUUUAACGCACAAUGGACACAGUGCAUUCACCCUCACGCAAAGGAACGAGAUUUUGAAACCUGAAUUCGAGCGCGCGUACAACAAAGUUGCUGAGACGCUGCAGAGAGUGCAUCAAACACAAAAGAAACUGAGCAACACUUUGAUCUUCCCCGAGCAACUACGGAACAACGGAUCGAUAGAAGCUAGUGUUAAUCGGCAUUUUGCACAACUUCAUGGUGUCCUUCAAAACUUAGAAAAGGAAAUCUUGGAUAGAAUGCAGGAUCAGCGUCGUAAUUUACGACAGAAUUUAGACAAUAUAAGACUGAAAUUGGAAAGCCAUGAAGAAGUAUUACGGGAUGGCUUACUGACAGCUGCUUCAGUAAAAGAUUACCUGACUCAAAUUGACCUAUCAAAAGUUAUUAAAAAACUCGAUAUUAUGGCUGGUGUGCCUUGCCACCUAGUAAAAGAUGGAGAAGAAUCUCAUGAAAAGCUCAAAUUUGAAGUCGACAACUCAGUGAUUGAACGUUUGAAAAAUCACUGCUCUAUUAAUGUACCACCGGUUGCCUCAUUCACUUUAUCUGAUAGUGAAAACCUGCCCCCAGACUAUAAUUUGGAGCCCCUGGUUCCACAAGAACUUCCAAGUCCAUGGGAGACUCUAAUCAGGGUCACAAAUGUGUCACCUACCCCUUCAAUAGCUACUUCAAUAGGUACUGUCACAUCCUACCAGUCCGAUGUCGGCUUCCUCACAAAAGGAAGCACUGAACUUGUCAGACUAACACACAUUGACGACCCUUCUUCGUUCUACGUACACCCGGUAAUACAGCUUAGAGAGAUUGACGACUUUCAUCGAAGCAUAGAAGAGUAUGCAUUGAAGAACAAUAAGUUGCCUUCGGAAAUUUAUAAAGGGAAAUUGUACAUCGUGAAAUACGAACAAUUCUGGUACCGCGGACGUGUUACGGACAGUUACAAAACUGGCCUAGGUCAAGAGUUGUAUGUUAUAAACUAUGUGGACUACGGUAACACGAAAGCGGUUCCCAUCGAAGAUAUGCGGGACAUGUCACCUUUAUUUGCCACCCAGUGUGCUUUGGCCCUCCAUUGUCGCUUACACGAUAUCUCGCCAAAAGGAGGAAAGUGGAGCCGUGAAGCUGUUGGAGCGAUGAAUAACAUGAUCGAUCAGAAGGACAUGGCAUUAACAAUGCACGUCCACGAAGUUCUCGAUGAUGGGUGGAGCGUUGAUAUUGUCAAAAACACCACCGAUAAACUAACGUCUUUUAGAGAUAGUCUCAUAUUUAUGGGAUACGGUAGCUUUGUAACAUCACAAAAGCUUAUGAAGCUGAACCCCAAUGCCGUGAGGAAAUACUUCUAUGGGGAAAUUAAACUCUCGAAAUACUUAACAGUUAUGUGUACUCACAUCGACUCGCCAGAUUGCGUAUACGUUGUAAGAACAUCUAAAAACUACGAACAGAUGGAACGAAUGACAGCCGAAAUGACCAGAGAGUACAAGAAAGGCAAAUCGAAAAAACUGAUUAUAUACUCUCCAGAAAUCGGUAUGGCUUGUGCUGCGCCACUUAACAAAGCCUGGUAUCGAGGCAUAAUUGUUGAUAUACCUGCUGAAAAAUUAGUCGAGGUGUUUUACGUUGACACUGGAUACAAGCGCAGCAUGUACUUUGAUCAAAUUCGAAAAAUGCAACAAAAGUAUAUGAACUUCGCAACUCAAGCCAUAAAAAUCAAGUUAAAGGACGUGGCCCCUCUGCCGUCCGAUCGCGGAAAGUGGAGUGCUAAUGCGAUUAAUUUCAUGGAGUCACAAAUAGGCGAGGGUAAAGUAAAAGCUAUCGCUUUCAAUGAGAUUGAAAACACCAAUGGGUUCUGCAAAUCUUACAGCGCUUGUUUGUACAUGAUGGAUGAUACGAACUUCAAUGCUCUCUUAGUUGACGUUGGUCAUGCAAUCAGCACUGGAGAGAGUUCUCAGUGCAGUACAUUCCAAAAGCAGAAAGACAAACCAACGAAAUCCAGGAGCAACGGCACAUUGAGCAAUUUAAGCUCAGCUUUUAGUGGUUCUACACGUUCGCUCGCGUCGUCGAGAUCUGAGAGGAUCACGGAUGACGUGGACCCAUUCAAAUUCCGAGUUGACGUCUCAAACGCAAAAUCUCCCGAUUGUAUCUACGUCGCUGAUCCAUCCAGGAAAGAAGUUAAUUUGUAUUUAUACGAUCAAAUGCAGUCUUUUUACAACACAAAGUCAGCCACUUUUGACGAACCAGUGAAGAAAGAUCAGAUGUGCUCUGUCUAUUCUACCAAGGACAAAGCAUUUUUCCGUGCUAAAGUAACAGAUCUUAAGUCCGAAUCGGAAAUCAACGUAUUUUUUAUCGACUUAGGAGUGGAAGAAACAGUUUCUAUUGACGACAUACAGCCCCUGGAUAAGAGAUUUAUAAGCACCCCGCGGUACCAAUUCAAAGUGAAACUUGCAGGCAUCACUCCCUGUGGUGGAUCAUCUUCUUGGCCUUCUUCAUCCUGCCAGAAGCUGCGGGAGAUCAUUUACGAAAACGAAAGCUGCAAAUUCUUCAUUUCAAAAGUGGGAGAAACGGUGGAUGAUGGAAUUCCAGUCGAGCUGUGGGUAAAGCAGUCAAAAACUGAGGGACCAUUAGCACCAACCAAAAUAGAAAUGAACUCAAUCAGUCGAAUGUUAGUACUUUCGGGGCAUGCGAUUCCAGUUAAGGACUUUCACCAAAACGCACAGAGAAUACUCGCAGUUGAGUUUAAACGACAACUGAACAAAAGUGAAGAGAGCCUCGAUUGCAUGAGCGAAAUUACCUGGUCCGUUAAAGAAGGACACGAUGACACGAUAGUCGAGUCAGAUAUUUCUUCAAAUUCUGCCAGCGAUUCUGACUCUGAUACAAUAAGCCAAAACGUAAAAACCGAAGACAGUACAUCAUCAGAAUCUAUACAUUUGCCACCAAACAUGGCUGCCUGGAUACAACCUGUUCCCAUAACAGAGGACUCAUUCAUUGCUAUUCCAACGUAUAUCGACCAUGAUUGCUUUCUGUAUCUACAUCCAAAGAAGGCUUGCGACGAAACGCUCAAGUAUAUUGAAGCUGAAUUAGAUAAGCGAUAUUGCAGAUCAAAAAUAAGACCCUACGAUAAAGUUUGGAAAGAAGGUGACAUGUGCGUGGCUCAGUAUCAUUGCAACAAAAAAUGGUACAGAGGUCUGGUAAAAAAAAUACACAAUGAGAAUAACGUUCAGGUUGAGUUCGUGGACUAUGGUAAUGUAGAAGACUGCGAAAUCGGAACAUUGAAGAAGAAGAUCAUACUUGGCAAUUUACCGAUUCAGUGCACAAAAUGCGUCAUUCAUGGUCUCUAUUCGAAUGCACCAGAUGGACGAUGGACCGAGAAAGAAUUGGACGAUCUCCACCAAUUGCUCGUGGAGAAGCAGUGUGAAGUCACUGUACUAGACAGAACGGGAAUUUCACCACAAAUUCUUCACAUCUCCAUCACUUUGCUGAGGCCAGAGAGAUCUGAACUAAUAGCUUUUCUUUGUGAAGCGGGAAUGAACAUCCAGAACCCCAACGGAAGCUGCACAGAAUCUGAAUCACCUAACAAUUCAGUGAUGUAUAAUACUAUGAAAAAGGCCAAUGUAAAAGAAAGCUACGCGCAAAUCGAAGACGUCGUAAUUGAAGGUUACUUGAAAGACUGUGCAACUUUUCCGAAAACGGAAGUUUUCGAGAGUGAAGAUGAGUGCAUGGAUCUGAUGUCCGAAAAAGCUGAUGACGAUGUCACCGAUGCCUUAUCAAGUACAGAAAUCAAAGACCCUGUGCUUGCUGGAAAAAUUGAACCUCCAGGGAGUGUCGAGAUGAAUAGCGUGAAUGCAACUGAGGCCGAAAGCCGCAUAGAGAGCUUAUCUUGGUAUGAUAUGGUUAAUAUGGAAAGCAAACUUAUUUCUUCCACGCCACAAGUAGGUCUCUCCAUUGCCUCGUCACAGACAGACCCCAGUGAAAGUGUGGUGGAGUCCAGUUACACGGAUGUCGUGGACUUUAUAGGAGAAGAUGUUAAGAAAAUCGUGAUGGAGAUAGGAAACAUUUCUCGAAGUAGUUUGACUGUAUUUCAUGGUCAUAUGAAAGGAGGCGAUAGCAAGCUCGUUAAAACGUACGUGGAACAGUACGAAAGUAUGGCUGAUACAUUACAACAAGUUGCUGCAGAUCAACCUAUCAUAGAAAAUCCAGAAGUUGGCAUGUCUUGCAUCGCACUCUACAUAGACAACCAAUGGUACAGAGGUUUACUAGUGAAGUGCGAGUUGAAUCCCUUUUCGUCCAAACUAGAAGUUAAAGUACUAUUCGUUGAUUUCGGAAAUGAGGAAAUCGUAGAUGCUACUAGACUUCGACAAACUGACGAGAAAUGGAUGAGUAUACCUGCCAUGGCUAUCAAAUGUCGCCUUUACAACCUCGUUCCUGGAACGCAACGUCCAAAAGAAGAAACCAGUAGAUGUAUGAUCGAACACCUAGAAAAUGUUGCUGUCGUUGCUAAGAUUAACGAACGUCACAACAAAACUCUGGAUGUCGAGUUAUUUUUGGACGAAGAUUGUACAGAUCCAGCACUAACAGAGCUUAUAGAAAAAGGAUUAUUCAAGUUAAAAACCAAAAAGGAUUAAUUACGUAAAUAGGAUCUAAGCCGUUUUUUUAUACCUUAAAUACCCUAAGCAGAGAGUGUGUAGACAUCACUUUCUGGCUAAUGUUUUCUAAAAAAGUGAUACUAUUAGAUGAUAGUAAUAUUUAGUUUAACGUGAUUUCAUAAAAAAGUAAAAUAUUUAGUUUAGUAUUGUUUAUUAUACAGUAGACAAAGAACAAAGUUGUGUUACAAAGCUUCAUUUAAUUACUGUUUAACUUUAAACCUACCGACAUUUAUUUUUAUCCGACAUUAUUUUCAGCAGCUAGUGUUUAUCGCUGCGUACUUUUAGCUAUUUGUUCUUUAAGGACUAAAAUAGAUUGGCGUUGUUCUGGUGGAAGCAUAGCAAUCUGCUCGUCCGACAGUUGAAGAACUUGCAUUAUCAAUGCAGCCUAAAAAAAAAUAGUGGAUGACCAUAAAAAUAGUUUUGACCAUAGAGUUUCUUUCUCUUAAUAUGUCCGACUCCGUACUGUGAAUAAACACUUUCCUACUUCAUGCAAAA